Dicentrarchus labrax (European seabass) is the source of this 3662-nucleotide messenger RNA. RefSeq names its product solute carrier family 25 member 15a (gene slc25a15a). Bases 398 to 1309 code for a protein of 303 amino acids. The record is from RefSeq and is a predicted model, not a curated record. Gene Ontology annotation, biological process: mitochondrial L-ornithine transmembrane transport. Lineage: Eukaryota; Metazoa; Chordata; Actinopteri; Moronidae. The transcript is spliced from 7 exons. Gene Ontology annotation, molecular function: L-ornithine transmembrane transporter activity.
AGUGCGCCCUUUACGCGCGGCAGGAACAACUUGUUGCAAUCCGCCGAUAGAUUUCACAAGAAGCUGCUAAGAAAACGGAAGUACAGUGAGAUUACAGGCACAUUAAAAAGCAUGGCUGAAUUAAAAGGAAAUUCGAAUCCUGCCCUCUGUUCUCGAAAAUGUUAGUUUCAUUCUGUGAAAUGAGAUGCUCAUAUGGAAACUUACCACGAGUUAAGGGUGUAUGCGAGUCUGUGUGUUUGACAGGGUCAGACUCAUCUUUUGCCCAUAUAGAGCAACGUGCUGAUAGCUUGUAGCACAAUACACGUUCUACUGUUGCUGCUCUUGAGGGAAAGAUUAAGAUCAACCCGAGUGAUAAACAGCAGCAGACUGAGGAGACUGCAGGUUCAUUAUCAUCAUUAUGGCCACACAGCCCAUGAUCCAGGCAAUCAUUGACUUCUCAGCCGGAGCAAUAGGUGGUACAGCCUGUGUGCUGAGCGGUCAGCCGUUUGAUACCACAAAGGUGAAGAUGCAAGCGUUCCCCACAAUGUACCGUGGCUUCACCCACUGCUUCGUGUCUACCUUCAGGCAGGCAGGACUACGUGGUUUCUACAAAGGCACGACCCCGGCCCUUUUGGCCAACAUCACUGAGAACGCCGUGCUCUUCUUGAGUUAUGGUCUCUGCCAGGAUGCGGUCCGCUUUGUGUCCAGUAUGGAUAAAGGGGCCAAUCUCAGUGACAUUCAGAAGGCAUCUGCAGGGUCUUUAGCCUCCAUCUUCUCCGCCACGGCGAUAUGCCCCACCGAGCUGGUGAAAUGUCGCCUUCAGGCCAUGCAUGAAAUGGAAGCAGCUGGCAAGAUUGCAAGUGGACAGAGAAGCACAAUGUGGACAGUAGUGAAGACAGUGUUGAAGAAAAAUGGUCCCCUGGGUUUCUACCAAGGAUGGUCAUCCACCAUUGUGAGGGAGAUACCAGGUUACUUCUGCUUUUUUGGAGCCUAUGAAAUGUGUCGGUCUAAAUUUGCACAGUACAAGGGUACGGACAAGGACAGCAUAGGUAUUCUUCCACUCAUGUUCAGCGGUGGAUUUGGGGGAGCUUGUCUUUGGUUGAUGGUCUACCCCAUAGACUGUGUGAAGUCCAGGAUCCAGGUCUACUCAUUAGCUGGGAAUCAAAAGGGCUUCAUGAAGACCUUCAUGGGUAUCAUACGCACUGAGGGGUUCACUGCUUUGUACUCUGGCCUGACUCCUACCAUGAUUCGCACCUUCCCUGCCAAUGGAGCCCUCUUCCUGGCUUAUGAGCUCAGUCGCAAGUUUAUGAUGGACACAGUUGGUGCCUGACGUGGCGGAGCUUUACACUCGAAGGACGUAUUCUGCAAAAACACUGCCUGGUCUUGUUAAAUUUUUAAAAUGAGUUUCUUUGUGUCCUGGUGUUUGAUUGAACUUGAAAGAAAAGUAAAUUAUCCAGAUAUUGAUGCUUUGAGUAUGGCUGUAUUUCAAUAUCAAAUUUAAGGUGCUGACCACAGUAAUUUAAAAUAUAGUUCUUAACAUCCAUGAGUCUUGUGUAAUACUUAGAGACCCAUUAUAUAACUUUUCUACCUUAAAAUAACAGCUUCAAAAUCAUUUUAAUGCUUCACUAUGACCUGUAAUAUGGUGAAUGGUGCCUCUGUCAUUCCCACUCUGCACUUCCUGUUCUAAUAACUUUGUAACUUUCAUAUUUUGUGGACAAGAUGUUUUCUGGUUUUCUCUCUGAUGUCCUCUGGCUGCUCUGCCUCAACUCUCUGGGAUUUACAGAGUUUCCUGAUGGGCAGUAAAGUAACUGCUGUGAAAUGUAGCUGCUAUUUAGAUUAUAUCCAAAAGUUCAAAUUUCAACUUCAAUGGGACCAGGGUUGGGAAAGUUACUUUAAAAAUGUUAGCCUAUACAAUUACAUUUCAAAAUGUAAUCAGUAACAUAAUUCAAGUUUCAUUAUGUUGUUAAGUAAGUUAAGUAACUUGAUUACCCCCAUUACUCUUGGUUUUAGAAUUUGUAGCUUCUUUGCAGCAACAUUCAUGAGGCUGCUAAACAGACAGCAGCAUUCUCAGACCUCAAUCACCUGCCCACACUAAUGUACCAUGGGGUGAUGUUAGUAAAAACCACACCUGAUGUUGACAAUGACGGUGGCGAUUCUACCAUUUCAUUGCGUGUUCUGGCUGAGGUACAGUCGACUGCAGAGGAGCAACAACUUUGGUUUGACAGGGGAGUUGUUAAAGACUGCUCCACUAGACGCUUUUUGUUCUGCCACAGGGUUGUUGGUGGCACCUGCAUCUUUGAUACCACAGUUGUUUGUUGAUGCACACAGUGUAUCCCACGUUGCGGGGGGGGGGACAUGGUACAUGGUUGCUACAGUUUAAAAACUGAUAUAAUCAUGUGAACUAUGCGCAGAACAUAUCAGAAAACCAGGUGGCCCUUUCAAGCAAAGCAAAACCUGUACAAAAAACAAACUAAAGUUGACAGAUUCAACAACAAUUUAUGUAUGUCAAUCACAAAGGAUCAAGAAACAUAGGCUGGGUCGUUCCCAAUCACAGGACCUAAUGAAAAGAGUUAAAGGAAAAUCUGCAGGGAAACUAAGAUGGACUGGGUGACUGCAUUGCAGCUUGCGCCAAUGAGAAAAAGAAUGCAUACUAACAUAAUAACCCAUCUAAGCAUUUGAGAAGACCCCAUAAGGGUCUGCCACUUGAUUUGCUAAUGAAAGAAAUGGGUAGCUGAGUCCAUUGACUAACAAACAUGCAUGAGCUUUUGUUCAAACAGGUCAAAGGAGCCACUGGGAACCUUCCUGACGACACCGCUGAUUAGGUAGAAGGGCGGUAAUAAAAUAUGUGACAUUGCAAAUACCACAAAACAGUGAUAAGUUGCACUGCUACAAGUAAAAUAAGUUAGGACCACAGUACUCACUUUAUUAUUACCAGAGAAGAAGGGAAAUCUAUCAUCUAAUCAAGAAAUGUAACACAGGGUUUUUCAAUGUUUAGACACAAUGGCAUUUACUGUAUAUCAUUCAUUUUAAAGUUUGUAUUGAUGUAAAAUGAGAAGGUAUCGUUGAAACAAGCAUAAAAGUUGAAGUUAUGUUUGAAAUUGAGUCCUGAAUAAGGGAACAUUGAACUUUAAUAUGCAAAAUCUAUGGUACAUUCAGACACCCUGAUUGACAAAUGAGGGUCAGAUCGAAACCCCCUUGCAUCAAAGUGCUAGUAACCUCUUCCUGGGGGUGCCUCUCUAAUGUAUGUAAAAAUACUCAUAUGAAAUAUACAAUGCUUUAAUUACAUCUUGUUAUCAUUGUUGUAUGUUAUUUGCUUGCUUGAUAUCUAAGUUGUAUGGGAAAAAGGAUAUCCUGCUAUAUAGAUAAUCACCUUAAGUGGCUCGGGAAGUAGCAUGAGGGAGAAGACAUUUAAAUGCAGUUAUGUAACCAAUUCAUGUAAUCUUUAUGUACUAUGAUAUCAUACUAUAUGUGGAUUGUUCAGCAGGAACAAUUGGGCAUCAGAUGUGUUAUGACUACUGUUUAUCAGAAAUUAAAUGUCACCAAUAGACAUCCUUGGGAAAAAGGCUGCAUUCUUUGGGAAAGAGACAUAUAAUAGAGUGAUUUUCUUUGUUCAAGUCAGUUGUAUCCUAGGGCAACUAGGUUUGCUUGUAUCCUGUAUGAUGCAAAUAUAUCUGUCAAUUCUC